Messenger RNA from Strongylus vulgaris, 1077 nucleotides. The record is from the annotation of a GenBank genome assembly. Lineage: Eukaryota; Metazoa; Nematoda; Chromadorea; Rhabditida; Strongylidae.
AUGCACCCCGACCCCGUCGACAAUAUAAAUCAUCCAGUGAAAGCGCGACUCAUCUCAAAACUACACAACCAUGAGCAUGUUCUAAGAGAAAUGGUAACGCCGAAUCCGAACAAGAGCCUCAUCAAACUGCAUCUGGGAGACCCAACACUUACUGGAGCUUUACCACCAAGUAAGGUGGCUGUAGAUGCGCUCGUCGAGGCAACGACCUCGCACAUGUUCGACGGAUAUGGUCCAGCUGUUGGUGCUUUAGCAGCUCGCGAAGCUGUUGCCAUCAAGUACAGUCAUCCGGAAGCUCCAAUUAAUGCCGAUGACGUCAUUUUGGCAAGCGGCUGUUCUCAUGCAUUGCAGAUGGCCAUUGAAGGUCUAGCAAAUCCUGGGGACAAUAUUCUUAUCCCACAGCCAGGAUUCCCACUGUAUUCAACGCUGUGCAGGCCACAUGGGAUUGAGGAUCGCGCUUACAAAGUCGACAUGGCGAAUGGCGGUCAAAUUGACCUGGAAUAUCUCGAAACCCUAAUCGAUGACCGCACUCAAGCUCUCAUCGUUAACAAUCCUGGGAAUCCAACCGGAGUGGUUUUUAGCAAAGAACAUCUGCAGGAAAUUUUGGCGGGACUUGUGGCUCUGUCACAAAAAAUCGUUGGGCCGUGUUCUAUCAUCCAAGGAGCUCUGCCGAAAAUCCUCCGAGACACUCCAAACGAGUACUUUGAACACAACCGACGAAUAAUAUCCCGAAACGCUGGCAUAGUGAAUAAAAGUCUAAAAGGGGUUAAAGGGGUGCAUUGCCUCAAACCUCAUGGAGCUAUGUACAUGAUGAUCAGUGUAGAUAAGACACUCUAUGGGGAUGAUAUCCAUUUUUCGUCCAAUCUCAUUCAGGAAGAAUCCGUGUUCUGCCUCCCCGGGACCGCGUUUUCUUCCCCUGGCUGGAUUCGGCUCGUGCUCACCCAAACAGAAGAAAUCUCACAAGAAGCAGCGCUACGAAUCCGAUCCUUCUGUGAGCGACACCUGGAUGAUUUGGCUUUGGCAGAUAUUGGAGAAUCGUCCGAUGAGGGUUGUGACAUAUCAAAUAGCGAGCCAUUUUGA